Messenger RNA from Miscanthus lutarioriparius, 672 nucleotides. NCBI's taxonomy places the organism in Eukaryota, Viridiplantae, Streptophyta, Magnoliopsida, Poales, Poaceae. The record is from the annotation of a GenBank genome assembly.
AUGCACCAAGGGCAGGGCACUCCUGCUCCUACCGCCGCCGCCGCCGCCUCGCCGAGCAGCCGCGCCCGCCGCAUCGCCCGCCGCACCCGGGACGGCUGCGCCACAACCCUCGCCAAUACCCUCUGCUCCCUCCUCCUGGGCCUCCUCCUCAUCGCCGCCGUCAUUGUCUUCGUUAUCUGGCUCGGCCUGCGCCCGCACCGCCCGCGCUUCAACAUCGCCUCCUGCUCCGUGGCCGGCGGCCUCGACCCGGACUCUAGCCCGGCCGGCGCCAGCCUCGCCUUCAACGUCACCGACCGCAACCCCAACCGCCACAUUGGCAUCUACUACGACGCCAUGCACUCAUCCGUCCACUUCUACGACGCGCUCGUCGCCUCCGGCCCGGCCUUCGCCGCCGGUUGGUACCAGCCCAACAGGACCACCACCUCAAUCACGGGACUCCUCGACGUCCUCGGCCCCGCCACCACCGACGCCUCCUGGCCCUCCUUCUCCGCGGCGGUCCGGGCCGGCCGCGUGCCGCUGCGCCUGCAGCUCACCACGGCCAUCCGCUUCAGGGUUGCCAACGCUUUCCACUCGGGCCGCCAGAGGAUGCAUGUCAGCUGCGACCUGCUCGUCGGCGCCGACGGCGAGCUGCUGCCGGACUCCGUCGGAGCCCCUUGUGACAGAUACAUCUGA